UCAUAAGACGCUGCCGAGAAAACGGAAGUACAGUAACAUUACAGGCACAUUGAAUUCCUUUCUCAAUUGCUUUUUUCUUUUUUUCUUUUUUCGGAAACCAUCCUUUCCAAAAAAAAGGAUCUUACUUUCAUUAUGCGAAUUGAUGCUCAUACUGAAACUUAUUUUGUGGAAGAGGCGAGUCUGUGGACUGUAUAUGAGGGAGGCGCAGCCAACUCGUACUCACAUGGAGCAACGUGCCGACAGCUUGCAGUGCAGUAAAUGUUUGUGACAGAAACAAACAAGAAUUAAGAUAAAAGACAGCAUAACAGCAUAUUUUGGAUCAACAUGGCCACACAUCCCAUAGUCCAGGCAAUCAUCGACUUCUCAGCUGGAGCAAUAGGCGGUACAGCAUGUGUGAUGAGCGGUCAGCCCUUCGACACCACAAAGGUGAAGAUGCAGACGUUCCCCACAGCUUAUCGUGGCUUCAUCCACUGCUUCGUAUCCACCUUCAAGCAGGAGGGACUACGUGGUUUCUACAAAGGCACCACUCCAGCCCUUAUAGCCAACAUCAGUGAGAACGCUGUGCUGUUCUUGAGUUAUGGAGUCUGCCAGGAUGUGGUCCGCUCUUUGUGCAAGGUGGACAAAGGGGCCAAUCUCAGUGAUAUUCAGAAGGCAUCUGCAGGGUCUUUAGCCUCCAUCUUCUCCGCCAUGGCAAUAUGUCCCACCGAGCUGGUGAAAUGUCGGCUGCAAGCCAUGCACGAAAUGGAAAAAUCUGGCAAGGUCGCAGGUGGACAGAGAAGCACUGUGUGGACAGUAGUGAAGACAGUGUUGAAGACAAAUGGCCCCCUGGGUUUCUACCAAGGACUGACAUCCACCAUUGUGAGGGAGAUACCGGGUUACUUCUGCUUUUUUGGGGCCUAUGAACUGUGUCGGACCAAAUUUGCUCAGUACAUGGGCACGGACAAGGACAAUAUUGGUAUGCUUCCACUCAUGUUCAGCGGUGGUUUUGGUGGAGCUUGUCUUUGGCUGGUGGUCUAUCCCAUAGACUGUGUGAAGUCCAGGAUCCAGGUGCACUCUUUAACUGGGAAGCAAGCAGGCUUCAUGAAGUCCUUCUUGGGUGUUAUACGCACUGAGGGCUUUGCUGCUCUGUACUCUGGCCUGACUCCGACCAUGAUACGCACCUUCCCUGCCAACGGAGCUCUCUUCCUGGCUUAUGAGUUCAGUCGAAAGUUUAUGAUGGACACAGUCGGUUCCUCGUGAGGAGGAUCUCUACACUUGAUGCCAGUAUUCUGUUAAAACACUCUUUUGUAUUUGAAUAUCUUGUGAAUGAAAUGAACUUGUAUUUUGUGCUAUGCUGACCACAUGAAUUAAAAACAAUGUUUCAAUCAUAAAA
Molecule: messenger RNA, 1372 nt
Organism: Larimichthys crocea (large yellow croaker)
Lineage: Eukaryota; Metazoa; Chordata; Actinopteri; Sciaenidae
Gene: slc25a15a
Product: solute carrier family 25 member 15a
Exons: 6
Coding region: 325-1239 (304 amino acids)
Biological process (GO): mitochondrial L-ornithine transmembrane transport
Cellular component (GO): mitochondrion
Molecular function (GO): L-ornithine transmembrane transporter activity
Source: RefSeq, a predicted model, not a curated record